Alexandromys fortis (reed vole) is the source of this 2277-nucleotide messenger RNA. It is a transcript of the gene Lrrc18, whose product is annotated as leucine rich repeat containing 18. Bases 462 to 1250 code for a protein of 262 amino acids. Lineage: Eukaryota; Metazoa; Chordata; Mammalia; Rodentia; Cricetidae. The transcript is spliced from 3 exons. The record is from RefSeq and is a predicted model, not a curated record. Gene Ontology annotation, molecular function: protein binding.
UCUGCCUCAAAACGGCUUCUCUCUGCUCUCAGUAAAUAGCUCGCAAAUGCCGGCUCUCAAGGCUGCCUCCUUACAGAGCCCAGACACCAGCUAAUGCAUUAUUUAGGGAAGGAGGCCACACACCCUGAGCCCUGGCCAGGACAAACAGCUAGCUGGGGAUACAGGCCGGUUUUCAGGUGUCUGGAGCCAUGGGCUAGCUUGGCGAGGGAGACACGGAGCCACACUUUGGUUCUUCCUAAAAGCUGGGUCUCUCUGGGCAUGUGUUGCUGGCCCAGGGCAGGCGGAGGCAACAUGCAGGCUGGGAAAGCGCAAGAGACUUAUACAAAGUCACAUACAGAAAGGAGCGGAGCAAUGACUGGUGCAGAGCUUCCCUUCUAGCAGUUUUAUGUGACUCCUUCCUCAACGUCAUCAGCAUCAAUUCAGAAAAAUAUCCUUCAAAUACACUCUCAUACUAAGAGACCAUGGCCAAGGGCGGGAAAGGCCCCAAGGGCAAGAAGAUCACUCUCAAUGUAGCCAAGAAUUGCAUCAAAAUCACCUUUGAUGGGAAAAAACGUCUUGAUCUGAGCAAGAUGGGAAUCACCACCUUUCCCAAGUGCAUCCUGCGCCUCAAUGAUGUGGAUGAGCUCGACCUCAGCCGGAACCUCAUCAGGAAGAUCCCAGACUCCAUCUCCAAGUUCCAGAACCUGCGGUGGCUGGACCUGCACAGCAACUACAUAGACAAAAUCCCUGAGUCCAUCGGUCAGAUGACCUCCUUGCUCUACCUCAACGUGAGCAACAACAGGCUGACCACAAACGGGCUGCCCGUGGAACUGAACCAGCUCAAGAACAUCCGCACUGUGAAUCUGGGCCUCAACCACCUGGACAGCGUGCCGACCACGCUGGGGGCACUGAAGGAGCUCCAUGAGGUGGGGCUAUAUGACAACCUGCUGAAUACCAUCCCUGCCAGCAUCUCCAAGCUCCCCAAACUGAAGAAGCUCAACAUAAAAGGGAACCCCUUUCCAAAGGCAAAUGAGACAGACACAUUUGUGGACACCAUCAAAAGGCUGGAAAAUCUCUAUCUGGUGGAAGAGAAGGAUCUGUGUUCAGCAUGCCUGCAAAAAUGCCAACAGGCCAGGAACAAGUUGAACAGAAUCAAGAGCAUGGCCCCCAUGACACCAAGAAAGGCCAUCUUUUCCAAUUUGGUUUCACCCAAUUCAAUGGCCAAGGAUUCCCAGGAAGACUGGAGGAUGCGUUCACCAUCUACCUCCUAGAGUAGCUUAUGGCAAAAACAUGAAGACCAAUCAGCCAACAGAAAUAAACGACUCUGAAGAGGAAAAGUCCCAAAUUAGAAGACAGAGUGGUAGAGGGAACAUUCUGGAAGACAGGUUCUCCGAUGCUACCCAAAUUAUUGAAUUGCUUUAUAAAUUUCACUUUGUCUCCCUUGGUUCUAGGCUCCCUGCUUGUGAAAAUGUCUUUGGAAGAUGUUGUGUGUGGUUUUCUGAAUGUAUGUAAAAAGAGUGCCUAAGAAAAUCAAAGAUUUUAUAAAUUAAUAGGCAAUUAAAGUCUUAAAAGUCUACGUUAAGACUGAAAGUUUCAGUCUCUACACGUCACUCAAAAUGGUACAUUCUCAUUACCAGUAACUUGUAAAAAUUACAUGUAUAUAAUUACAUUUAAUUAUGAAGGAGAUAAAACAUAUAAAAUAUGCACAAAGAGAAAUGUACUCAAACAUACUAUAAAUAGUUAAAGCCAAAUUUUAACUAUCCCCUUAGUUGUACACAAAAAAGCAACAAAAGGAAAAACAGGAAUCAAGGAAAGCACAGACACAAAAGGUAAGAUGGUCAACUUGUGUUCUAACACUUUAAUAAUUACACUAAAUGUAAACGGCCAAUUUUAUUUGUAGUGGUUCCAAACUAGAAACAACCAAAUGGCUUUCAAUCUACAAGUAGCUGAGCAAACUCUAGUAUCAUACCAUGCCUAUAGAGUACUACUCAGCAAUUACAAAGAAGUAUACUAUGAAUAUGCAACAACUUAGUCAGAUCUCAGUGAUAUUACUCCAGGGUUUAAAGGGCCAGUCUUCAAAUAUUGCAAACUGUGAUUAAGUUUAUAGGACAGUCUCUAAAUAACAAAUGAAAGUGUGAAAGGAAGUGUGCAGAAGUGACAGGGCAAGAACUGUCUCUGUAAUGACGGAAAGACAGCACUUGCACGAAUCUGCACACAUGACAAAACUCACAAAGAUGCAGACAUACAUGGAAUCGUCCUGGUUUUCAAACUGUGUAAGUCAGCGAUUAAGCAUGCUCU